Akanthomyces muscarius is the source of this 753-nucleotide messenger RNA. RefSeq lists its product as uncharacterized. The transcript is spliced from 2 exons. Gene Ontology annotation, cellular component: extracellular region. NCBI's taxonomy places the organism in Eukaryota, Fungi, Ascomycota, Sordariomycetes, Hypocreales, Cordycipitaceae. The record is from RefSeq and is a predicted model, not a curated record. The coding region runs from base 1 to 753 and encodes 250 amino acids.
AUGCGGCUUUGCUGGCCUCUGUGCCGUCAUAGCCCAUUUCUCAACGUCAAUCGUUGUUCUUAUUUUGAACUCUUAUACACCAGCGCGUGCCUGUUGCACGGCAUCACCAUGAUCCUCACGCCGCUCUCCAGCCUCUUCCUGCUACCCCUGCUCCUGCAGCCCGCCGCCGCCGCCGCAGCCACCGUCACCGUCACCGCCGCGCCCAGCAUCCCCUCCAAAGAGCCCUCCUACUCGAAACGCUACGUCUUCACGUCCGCCGUGCUCAACAGUACCAACACCUACCGCGCGCAGCACAACGCCUCCUCGCUGACGUGGAACGCGACGCUCGCAUCCUUUGCCGCGUCCUACCUGGAGGCGGCGCAAAAGGACGACUGCAAGUUUGAGCACUCGGGCGGGCCGUACGGGGAGAACAUCGCCAUCGGGUACGCGAACGCGACGGCGGCGAUGGAGGCCUGGGGCGACGAGCGGAAGGAGUACAGCUUCGGCAAGCCCGGGUUCGACCAUGGCACCGGGCACUUUACCCAGCUGGUCUGGAAGGACACGACGACGGUGGGGUGUGAGCGCGUGCUGUGCGAGGGCGUCAAGGGGUGGUUUGUGGCGUGCGAGUACUGGCCGCGGGGCAACGUGCAGGGAGAGUUUGGAGAUGAGGUGCAGAAGCAGGUCGAGAGUGGCAGUGGCGCGGAGAGAUUAAGAGCAGAACUUGGACUGGUGGCGAUGGCUACUGCCAUGGCGGUCUGGUUAUCGUGGAUGUGA